GCGGACGGAUGAGCCGGGCCGAGAAGGGCGGCGAGCGGAGCCAGAGGCUGCUUUUUGUGCUGCGGCCCUGGAAGACGACCCGGCGGCUGUGGAGGGCGCGCUGGGCUCGGAAGGCUGCGCGAGGUGCCUCAUCCCCAGACAUGGAGCCCAGCUAUGGGGGAGGUCUCUUCGACAUGGUGAAGGGAGGUGCAGGGAGGCUCUUCAGUAACUUGAAGGACAACUUGAAAGACACCCUCAAAGACACGUCCUCGAGAGUCAUACAGUCUGUCACCAGCUACACCAAGGGAGAUUUAGACUUUACUUACGUUACCUCCAGAAUUAUUGUGAUGUCCUUCCCACUGGACAGUGUCGACAUAGGAUUCCGGAAUCAGGUCGACGACAUUCGGAGCUUUCUGGAUUCCAGACAUCUUGACCACUACACAGUGUACAAUCUGUCACCCAAAUCUUACCGAACUGCCAAGUUUCACAGCCGGGUCUCAGAGUGCAGCUGGCCCAUCAGACAGGCCCCGAGUCUGCACAACCUCUUUGCCGUGUGUCGGAAUAUGUAUAACUGGCUGCUUCAGAAUCCCAAAAAUGUCUGUGUCGUCCACUGCUUGGACGGACGGGCUGCAUCGUCAAUUCUGGUUGGUGCUAUGUUCAUUUUCUGUAAUCUCUACUCCACUCCUGGCCCAGCGAUUCGAUUGCUGUAUGCAAAGCGACCAGGAAUUGGACUCUCGCCUUCCCACAGGAGGUACCUGGGCUACAUGUGUGACCUGCUCACGGACAAGCCCUACCACCCUCACUUCAAGCCUCUCACUAUCAAGUCCAUCACUGUCAGCCCAAUACCGUUUUUCAACAAACAGAGAAAUGGAUGUCGCCCUUACUGUGAUGUACUGAUUGGAGAAACCAAGAUCUAUACAACCUGUGUGGAUUUUGAGCGGAUGAAAGAAUACCGUGUCCAAGAUGGAAAGAUCUUCGUCCCCUUGAACAUCACUGUGCAGGGUGAUGUGGUUGUUGCCAUGUACCAUCUGAGGUCCACCAUUGGGAGCCGGCUGCAGGCGAAGGUGACCAACACGCAGAUAUUCCAGCUCCAGUUCCACACCGGCUUCAUACCCCCGGACACCACCGUGUUAAAGUUCACCAAGCCGGAGUUAGAUGCUUGUGACGUACCAGAAAAAUACCCUCAGCUGUUUCAGGUGACGCUGGACGUGGAGCUGCAGCCCCAUGACAAAGUCACAGACCUGACCCCGCCCUGGGAGCAUCACUGCGCUAAGGACGUCAACCCCAGCGUCCUCUUCUCUUCUCACCAGGAGCACCAGGACACGGUGGCCCUAGGAGGACAGGCUCCAAUAGACAUCCCUCCAGACAACCCCAGGCAUUUCGGGCAAGGCGGUUUCUUUGCCUCUCUCUGUUGGCAAGAUCAGAAAUCGGAGAAGUCGUUCUGUGAAGAAGACCACGCUGCCCUGGUGAAUCAGGAGAGUGAGCAAUCAGACGAUGAGCUUCUGACCCUUUCCAGUCCUCAUGGCAAUGCCAAUGGUGACAAGCCUCGUGGGGCCAAGAAGCCUAGCAAAAAGCAGCCAGAGCCAGCCGCCCCUCCGCCCCCUGAGGAUGUGGACCUGCUGGGCCUGGAAGCCUCUGGAGUGAGUACGAACUUCUCUGCACCGGCGGCUCCUCCCACCAAUUCCGAACUACUCAGUGACCUGUUUGGGGGCACAGGUGCAGCUGGCCCUGCCCAGGCUGGACAGUCAGGGCUGGAAGAUGUGUUCCAUCCCAGCAGACCAGCUUCCACCCAGUCAACACCACGCCGCUCUGCUGCCUCUGCCUCGGCGUCCCCGACCUUACGUGUAGGAGAAGGUGCUACCUUCGACCCAUUUGCAGCACCUCCCAGACCAUCAGGCCAGGACUUGCUGGGCUCCUUCCUGAGCACAGCCGACACGGCCAGUGACCCCUUUCUCCAGCCAACCAGGAGCCCCUCCCCUACACUGCAUGCUUCUAGUACACCUGCUGUGAACAUUCAGCCAGAUGUUUCAGGAGGCUGGGACUGGCACACCAAACCAGGAGGCUUUGGGAUGGGAAGCAAGUCGGCUGCCACUAGCCCCACAGGGUCCUCGCAUGGGACGCCCACCCACCAAAACAAACCCCAGACGCUGGACCCCUUUGCCGACCUUGGAACUCUAGGUAGUUCUUCAUUUGCCAGCAAACCCACCACACCAACUGCACUGGGUGGAGGAUUCCCGCCUCUCAGCUCGCCGCAGAAAGCAUCUCCCCAGCCUGGGGGUGGUGGGUGGCAGCAGGGAGGUGGCUAUGCUUGGCAGCAGCCACAGCCAAAGCCGCAGCCUGGCGCACCCCACGCCUCUCCCCAGAACCGUCCCAACUACAAUGUGAGCUUCUCGGCUGCACCUGGGGGCCAGAGCGAGCGUGGGAAAGGAUCAACCACUUCAGAAGGGAAACCAAAAGCAGCUGACUUUGAAGACUUGCUCUCUGGCCAGGGUUUUAACGCUCACAAAGACAAAAAGGGGCCUCGAACAAUCGCUGAGAUGAGAAAGGAGGAAAUGGCUAAGGAAAUGGACCCUGAGAAACUCAAAAUUCUGGAAUGGAUUGAAGGCAAAGAGAGAAAUAUCAGAGCUCUCCUUUCCACAAUGCACACGGUGCUGUGGGCAGGGGAGACCAAGUGGAAGCCAGUUGGCAUGGCAGACCUGGUCACGCCGGAGCAGGUGAAGAAGGUGUACAGGAGGGCUGUCCUGGUGGUGCACCCCGACAAGGCUACCGGGCAGCCCUAUGAACAGUAUGCCAAGAUGAUUUUCAUGGAGCUAAACGAUGCCUGGUCUGAAUUUGAAAACCAAGGCCAGAAGCCCUUGUAUUAAACCGUGAGCUCGUUACCUGUGCU
Messenger RNA from Otolemur garnettii (small-eared galago), 2866 nucleotides. RefSeq names its product DnaJ heat shock protein family (Hsp40) member C6 (gene DNAJC6). Gene Ontology annotation, cellular component: intracellular membrane-bounded organelle; postsynaptic density; cytoplasm. Gene Ontology annotation, biological process: clathrin-dependent endocytosis; synaptic vesicle uncoating; dephosphorylation. Gene Ontology annotation, molecular function: clathrin binding; phosphatase activity. The record is from RefSeq and is a predicted model, not a curated record. Bases 9 to 2843 code for a protein of 944 amino acids. The transcript has 19 exons. NCBI's taxonomy places the organism in Eukaryota, Metazoa, Chordata, Mammalia, Primates, Galagidae.